UGAGCCCACUAGGCCUGAUAUUGUCAACUUUAUUAGGCCUAAUUGUGAGCCCAUUUCUGUCGUCUGGCACCGUCACAAACCGUUUCUAUCGAGCAACGCCGAGAUAGGAAAGCACGAGACUCGGAAGGCGAAAUCGAUAUCGGAAAAUGGAGGAGCGAAAGGAGAGUGUGCCACCGGAACACGAUGUGAAUGCGAAGUGGGACGCAUGUAUCGAUCUCACGACCCGCCGUUUCGUCUACUCCUCACUCGGCGGCGCCUUCGCCGGUCUUCUCUUCUUCAGGAGUCCUGUAACAAGAUGGGCAUCGAUUGCUUUUGGUGCUGGACUUGGUAUUGGCUCUGCAUACACUGACUGCUCUCUUGCUUUUGAUGCUCCUUCUUCUUCUUCAUCCCCAGCAGCUCCCAAGAGUAGAGAAACUUCUUCUGUAUCUCAGGCUGCAGACGAAUAGACAAACGAUGAAAGUAACUGAAUCCAUGCGGAAACAGAGCCAUCACACAGUGAUUUGUUGAAUUGUUUCCUAAAACCUGUAAGGACAAAUCUUUUGAGAUUAACGCUAAAUGUAAAACCUUGGCUUUCUUCUGUUAAAUCCUUUUGAACAGUUGACUUCAGUCAUGCUUUAUAGUUCCAAGAAUAAACAACCUCAAACGAAGGUAUCUAAUC
Molecule: messenger RNA, 658 nt
Organism: Brassica oleracea var. oleracea
Lineage: Eukaryota; Viridiplantae; Streptophyta; Magnoliopsida; Brassicales; Brassicaceae
Product: MICOS complex subunit Mic10-like
Exons: 3
Coding region: 147-446 (99 amino acids)
Cellular component (GO): mitochondrial inner membrane; MICOS complex; mitochondrion
Source: RefSeq, a predicted model, not a curated record